GUGAAACACAAUGAGCUGGAAUUAGGGUUGGGAAUUUUUGUUAUUUCAUUGUUCCUGUUCUGAGUUGCACUCACUCACUUCGCUUUCUGCGAUUAGCUGCGAUUUUUGUGUAAAUCAGUAUUAAUCGAUUUUAUCGUCGACCAGCAAAAUGUCGGCAUCACUGACUCCAGAGCAGCUGAAAGAAUUCAGAGAAGCCUUCAAGAUCUUCGAUGUUGAUAAUAGCGAGACGAUCACGACAGAUGAACUGCUUCUCGUCAUGAAGAACCUCGGGAUGAUGGCCACUAAGGAAGAGGUGAAGGAAAUGCUGUCGGAAGUCGAUGAAGAUGGUAGUGGCGAAAUCGAUUUCGAAGAGUUCGCAGAACUUAUGGUAAAACAGAUGAAGCAAGGCAGUGAACAGGAGGUGAGGGACGCUUUUAAAGCCUACGACACUGAAAACAAGGGGUACUUCACAAGCGACGAGCUGCUCAAAUUGCUCAUGGCCGUGCAAAAACAAAGCAAAGACAUCAAGAUCUCUAAAGAAGAAAUAGAGGAGGUGGUUAAGUUCAUGGAGCGAAAUGGACGGGUCAACUUCGAUAAGUUUGUCAACGAGAUGAUGAAGUAAACUUUAACACUUCAUGGACUGGAAAGUUUUUCAAAGAAGAAAAGCGAUCACUACUACACAGAGUUCUAUUUGUAUGAAAUGUUUAUUUUAAUGGCUCCGCGUGUUACAUGUCUGUGGGGUAUUUUGUAGAUUUUUUUUUCUUGUGGAUGAAUAAAUUUCCAUCACUUAUUUCAA
This is a messenger RNA of Stylophora pistillata, 775 nucleotides long. RefSeq lists its product as uncharacterized. Lineage: Eukaryota; Metazoa; Cnidaria; Anthozoa; Scleractinia; Pocilloporidae. The record is from RefSeq and is a predicted model, not a curated record. Gene Ontology annotation, cellular component: myosin II complex. Gene Ontology annotation, molecular function: calcium ion binding.